Molecule: messenger RNA, 2252 nt
Organism: Solea solea (common sole)
Lineage: Eukaryota; Metazoa; Chordata; Actinopteri; Pleuronectiformes; Soleidae
Gene: csnk1g1
Product: casein kinase 1, gamma 1
Exons: 14
Coding region: 446-1855 (469 amino acids)
Biological process (GO): peptidyl-serine phosphorylation; positive regulation of canonical Wnt signaling pathway; endocytosis
Cellular component (GO): plasma membrane; cytoplasm; nucleus
Molecular function (GO): protein serine/threonine kinase activity; ATP binding
Source: RefSeq, a predicted model, not a curated record
GGUGUGUUCGAACCUUACUCGGGCAGCGAAGGCAGACGAACAGCGAAGAAUGGAGAGAGCUGCUAAUGUCGCUCCGCUGAUAGUGUGAAGCAUCGUUAACAACAACAGAAAAGCUCGCCUCUGAGCUCCAGGCACCGCUGAACACUUGGCGUAGCAGAUACACGCGUUUUGUCCGGUUCGUUUGGAUUUAUGACGUUGAAGGUCUUGCACCUUCUCCUUCCUGUGACAAAUGUUGAGGCCAGAAAUCAGUCUCUUCAACAACUGUUAGAGGCGACAGGGUGAGGACAAGGAGGAGUGUUGGUUAGCCGUACCAGGUUUUGUCUCAUGAGCGUGACUGUGCCGUCCAGGCUCUGCCAGUGACCCGGGCUGUGGCUGUGGUGGGCCCGGCCCAGGAGGCCUUUUUGUACAUCACUCCAGGCUCCCACUGACCUGUGCUGCCCACACCAUGGAUCAGCAAAGAGAUAAAUAUGGUGAGCGGCCUGCCCGGAGCACGAAAGUUUCCCAGGGCAGCCGUAGUGGACACUCGUCACGACCAUCUGGCUCUUCGAGCUCCUCGGGGGUCCUCAUGGUGGGGCCAAAUUUUCGUGUUGGCAAAAAGAUUGGCUGUGGAAACUUUGGUGAAUUGAAGCUUGGUAAAAAUCUCUACACCAAUGAGUAUGUAGCUAUCAAACUGGAGCCAGUGAAGUCGAGGGCACCACAGUUGCAUUUAGAGUACCGGUUCUACAAAACACUGGGAAAUACAGCAGAAGGAGUGCCUCAGGUGUUUUACUUUGGGCCCUGUGGGAAAUACAAUGCCAUGGUUCUGGAGCUGCUGGGCCCGAGUCUAGAGGACCUCUUUGACCUUUGUGACAGGACCUUCUCACUGAAGACUGUCCUAAUGAUAGCAAUUCAGUUGAUUUCUCGAAUGGAGUAUGUCCACUCUAAAAACCUAAUCUAUAGAGAUGUAAAACCUGAAAACUUUCUCAUUGGACGGCAAGGAAAUAAAAAGGAACACAUUAUCCACAUCAUUGACUUUGGCUUGGCCAAAGAAUACAUCGACCCUGAGACCAAAAAACACAUUCCAUACAGGGAGCAUAAGAGUUUGACUGGCACUGCUCGGUAUAUGUCCAUCAAUACACAUUUAGGCAAAGAGCAAAGCCGGCGAGAUGACCUCGAGGCCUUAGGCCACAUGUUCAUGUAUUUCCUUCGUGGGAGUCUACCUUGGCAAGGACUAAAGGCCGACACAUUGAAAGAGCGAUACCAGAAGAUCGGAGACACAAAACGAAACACUCCCAUUGAAGUCCUCUGUGAGAACUUCCCAGAGGAGAUGGCCACCUACCUGCGAUAUGUGAGACGAUUGGACUUCUUUGAAAAGCCGGACUAUGAAUAUCUGAGGACUCUAUUCACUGAAUUGUUUGAGCGCAAAGGAUACACCUUCGACUACACUUAUGACUGGGUUGGCCGGCAGAUACCGACACCUGUGGGGUCUGUGCACAUAGACUCUGGAGUGUCUGCUGUCACAAGAGAGAGCCACCCUCACAGAGACCGGCCCUCGCAGCAUCAACCAAUCAGAAAUCAGACCGCAGCCUCAGAUCGACGAGGAGCAUGGGAGCUGCAGCCCACACGCCAAGCAAACUCUUCCUAUUUGACCUCUCACCUGGCAGCGGACAGGCACGGGGGAUCAGUGCAGGUGGUGAGUUCAACCAACGGGGAACUGAAUGCAGACGAUCCACUGGCAGUUCAUUCCAAUGCUCCGAUUACAGCUCAGGCAGAGGGGGAAGUGGUCGACGAGGCCAACUGCGUGAAAAUGCUCAACCUGUGGUGCUGCUGUUUCUUCAAGCGAAAACGAAAGAAGAACACGCAGAGGCACAAAUGAUCGUCCACCACUGGCCCGAAAUGUUCUGAGUGUCCGGCUCAGCUGAUUGUGAUUCCAGAAAUCAACAAAGGUCCCAUUCAGAAUCAACCAAGGGAGACGACAAAAAGAUCUCGAUUUGAAUUUUCCUCUCUAAGGAACAGUUUAAAGGGGUCUGAGAUGUUCAAGAGGCUCGUGUCUUUUGAUUGGAGUCCUAUUCAGGAGACCUAUUUGUUGGAUUUUUGUCAGGGGAUAAUCUUGUUUUGCUUUUUAGUUUUCAUUCACUCCAAGAUGCCCCACAUUUGUAUUUUUCUCUCAAUGUUUUUUUUUUUUUUUAAAUGUGUGUUUAUUGGCUGUGCUGUUGCAAGGGCAGAGACCGAUCUUCCUGCGUGGUCUUGCCACCUCAACCUGUUGCAUACUA